UCGCUUCCUCUGAAUCCUCUCUGCAAAAGAGGCCCCGCCCCUUUCUCCUUCCUCCCUCCCACAAAAGCCCUUUCUUUUCACCUCCAGGCCCCCUCCCCUUCCCAAAUCUCCCAACCCCAAAGCUUGGCUCAUCUGCCCCCCUCUCGCUCUAGAUCUCUUUUCCCCUUUGUUUGCUAUGGCAGUUUCUACGAGAGGAGCCGGGCAGAGGGUCUUUGGGUCUUGGCCGGUUUCAUGAGUAGGCAGAGGAAUUCGCAUGGAGCGGUGUACCAGUUUUCUCUUUGUUCUCUAGCAUUUGUCCCUCUCCAUGGCUCGUCAUCCGCUCAAGAUUCGGCGCCUCACGAAGAACUAGAUGUAGCCAUUAAUACAGGAGCGGCCGGUCUCAAGUUCUUUUGCUGCAUUUAUUUUGAUUUUCGCCCGUGAGAAGAGUGGCAUCCAUUCAAGAUUCAGGAGGAGCGGGUGCGUGUUGAACUCGCGAGGAAUCGGGUUUGAAUUUCUUCCUCGUGGGCGCGGAGGCAUGAGGAGAGGCGGGUCCUCCUCCUCCUCCUCCUCGGCGGCCGCGAACGGGGGCGGCGGUGGCGGCCUGGCGAUCACCGAGCGGCAGAAGCCGGCGCCGUCGCGCGUCGUGGCGCUGUUCCAGAUGCUUGCCAAGAGGAAGCUCUUCUCCUCUUCCUCCUCCAAGAAGACCAAGCUGCUUGCCCCAGCGCGCGAGCAGAGGUUCUUCUCGCCGGGGAGGCCACCCGGCGGCGGCGGCGAUGGUGGGGAGAAGACGCCGGUGGCCAAGAAGAGGCCUCUCCUGCUUGAUUCUGCAGACUAUGCAAGGCGAAAAAGUGAAAGCCAUGACACCAAUCGCUUGCCACCGCCAACCCAAGACAGCAAUUCCAGUGAAAUGUGCACGCCGGGUGUGGUUGCCCGGCUAAUGGGCCUCAGCUCAAUGCCGGCUAUCAGCCAUGAAAGGUCAGCCAGAGCCACUGAUUCCUCCGCCUCCGAUGUCGACGGUCACCGGAAUGAAUGCUCUCAAAGUUUGCCUGGUAGCUCAGGGAGCAUGAGCAGCUUGCAUCAGCGGCAGCAGAAGCCAGGGCAGGUCAUGGAUGAAUGGCAUGAAAAUACCGGCAAGUUCAGCGCAGAUUCACAGGCAUUGUGGUCAGGGAGGCACCAGAAUCACAAGGUUGCUUCACCUCUUAAGAGCCCAAGGUCCAUUUCAAGCAGGAACAAGGCUCGGUUGAUUGAAGCGGCUGCCAGGGUUCUGGAACCCGGUCUGCAGUCCAGGAAUCGCCACCGGGCUCAGCGACAUGCACGCUUGGAGUAUCCAUGUAACGGCGAUGGUGUGGCGACUACUGCUGUUGCUGUCGUAUGUAAUUUGCCUGAUCAAUUCUCGAGGGAUACGCGUGAUGUUGAUGCACCAACGUCAGAUGCUUGCAACAUAGGAGCUACCUCUCUGUACAAUUCUACUUCUGGUCAGUGGUCUGAACAGAACUGCAAGAAGAUUGCUGCUGAUAGGAAGCCAAAGCAGAAUGUACCAUGGCAAGGGCAACCUGCAGGAAACAUUAAGGUCUUGGCUGCAAGCAGCUCGAGUGAGAAGGCUAGAGUUAAGGAGAGUGAUGAGAUGAUCUUCAAUGCUACUGCUGGUAAACAUCAAGACGUCCGAAAAGUCGAGCCGAGGAACGUAUCCCGUGGGAAUGUUGCUUCUGGCCCUCUCAAGCAGAACAACCUGAAGCAGAAUGCAUUGCCUACAGUUUCUAGAACAGAAGACCCACAACAUAUGAAUCAGAGGCAGAAACAUAGAAGUGGGGAGCAAUAUGUGGCAAGCACAGGGAAAGAUUUUGUUUCUUUAAACAAAAGUAUGAACAGCAGUACAUCUUUGAGGCCCAAAGGAAAAGCAAUGGAUGAAAUCCGCCUGCCACGUAGUAAUGCACAGCUCAAGAACCUGAGCACAAAAGGCCAUCGAACCAGUGGCCUACGUAGCGAUAGCUCUAACAAGCCAAAGCCAAGGAGUGCAUCACCAAAGGCUAUGGAGAAAGAUAUGGUAAUUGCAAAAGGCGCAGGGUUGGUUAGCGAGAAGCCAAAGACUGCCAGUGCAAACUAUGCUAGGAACGACUUGCUGAGACCGGUAGAGCCGCGCAAUGCUUCCAGGUGUAACGACUCGGACAUUGUUUCUUUCACUUUCAGCUCACCAAUGAAGGCCAUCCCUUCUUCUUUGCCCAGCAAAAAUAAUAGUGCUGUUCUGGGAUCUGCAAAUGGUCCUAAAAGGAACUCUCAUAGGGACAGUCAAAAUAUUUGUUCAGAAAAGGAAUUGGUUUACAGGGAAAAAUUACAAGGCCCAUCAAGCACGGAGACUGCGGAAUCAGUUUGCUUUAAUCGAGACGAGCUGAAGAACAGAGAUAUUCAUGGAAACAGAGUAAGAGUAACCUCUUCAUGGUCUGAGCAGGCUAGUGAUGUUCCUGUCCUACAAAGAUCGUCAAGCGAGGAACUUCUGCGGGAGCUAGACAGCCUGAUGCAUGUCUUUGGAGAGCUUCCUAAUUCUGUUGAGUUGCGUGAAACUCAUAAAAAGCUCGAGGCCAACGGGAAAGCUAAUGAUACAUCUCGAUCUGUACCUGGAGGCAACCGACAACGAGGAAGACUCCGACCUACAUAUUCAGAUGAGAACUGCACUUUUGGCAACUCAAACUACACUAAAGAGUCUCAACUCGAAGACAGACGCCUGUCAGAGACUUGUGCGCCGCCAUCUAGCGCGCGAGACGCGACCACCGAGAGAAAUGCCGGGCGAGCCGAGCCUAACCCAGGCCAGCAUGGCGCGCGCCGGCUUGCACCGGCGGUGCAGGGCAGCAAGCCAGCGCACGCUGGGCCUGGAGAGGUCACGUCGACCGUCGACCUGCUGCUAACGAGCGUUUGCUCGUCCGGCGUACAAAAUUCCAAGGAGGCCUUCCUCCAGAGGACGUCUGAAUCUGUGCUCGCCACCCUGACCCCGAGAAGCUCCGGCAACAACAACAGCAGACCCAAGGCCACGGGAGCGAACCCGCUGCGGAGCCUCGCGGUCGGCCUGGUCACGGAGUGCCUGGAGUCGAUGUCUACCCAGCUCUGCGACUCCGGCUUCAUGUCGUUCACGAGGCUCGCCGUGACAAUCCGCACAGAGCAGCGGCUGUCCGCGGAGGUAUGGAGGGAGGCGGCCAGGCGCGGCACCAUGGCCGGGCAGGCCCUGGACGACCUUGCCGCCGGCGACGUGGAGCGCGCGGUGGCGGCCGGCGUGGCGCGCGAGGCGUUCCGGAUCGGCGCGCUGAUCGAGCGGGACCUGGUGCAGGAGCUGGUGCACGAGGUCGGGCAAGACAUGCUCAGAGCAGCUGCCGUAAACUUGUAACAGCAAAGGAAUUGUUCUUUCGUGGUAACGGUAUUGGUAUAGGAGGAGUUGUGAUGAAGAUGUUUCGUUUGGAUGUUUGCCGUGACACUUGCAGAGCUGGCCGGCGUUCCACCGGCGCCCACUCGCCGGCGGCGGCGACAGACUCUACCGGGCGGCGACGCGGGUUUAGUAAUCCGGAUCCUAAUACUCUUUCAGAAAAUUAAAGGAAUCCAGUCCCUCUACUCUA
Messenger RNA from Hordeum vulgare subsp. vulgare (domesticated barley), 3578 nucleotides. RefSeq lists its product as uncharacterized. Bases 515 to 3352 code for a protein of 945 amino acids. NCBI's taxonomy places the organism in Eukaryota, Viridiplantae, Streptophyta, Magnoliopsida, Poales, Poaceae. The record is from RefSeq and is a predicted model, not a curated record. The transcript has 5 exons.